GUCUACAAUAUGGGCAAGCUCGAUGAAUUGCUGCCUGCAUCAGCCGGCUCAACGACUCGUCAAAGUGCUGUGCAACCGCACCGGAAGAUCCUCGCUUGCCUGCUCGCGCUCUUGCUCUUGUUCUGGACAACAACUCGGGAUUUGAUCGCCGACACCCUCAAGUGCGUUCAUGGUGGGCGUAGGACACCCGACAGGGGCGUCAUAUGGGUCUCCUGUGGCGACGGAUUUCAAUGUGCCAACAUCUCUGUGCCUCUGGACUAUCACAAUGGGAGCGACCCAAGGACCAUGUCAAUAGCCGUGACGCAGCACCUUGCCACCGACUCGGAGAAUAGACAAGGCGCGAUAUUCAUCAACCCCGGAGGUCCCGGCGGUUCCGGGACCUCCAUGACCUACAGGCGUGGGCCAUACUUCAACAAGAUCCUCAAAGGUCAGUACGACAUCAUCGGAUUCGACCCCAGGGGAAUCAACCAAACGCGUCCCUACCUGUCCUGCUUCGAAACCAAGCUCGACGCGGAUGUCUACUCCGCCGUAUACGACAGGAACCUCAACCUUCCCAUCAACCAGACGUUACUCGCGGAUGCGAAUGAGGAUCUCUCCAAACAGGUCGCGCGAUUCAGCGCUGCGACCGCAUCUCUGGCGCAGAGGUGCGCGGAGAGGACGGGCGAGUACAUCCCCUAUCUCGGUACGGAGGCGGUCGUACGGGACAUCGACUACCUAUCGCGCAUCAUCGAGGGCGAGGAAAAACGCGUCAACUUCUGGGGCUUCUCUUACGGAACGGUUAUCGGCCAAUACCUCGUCAAGAUUCUGCCACCCUCGCGUAUCGGCCGCGUCAUCAUUGACGGCGUCGUGAACCCCGUCGUCUGGUCUGACUACCCUGCCCUGGCCUUCCAUGAGGGCCUCGACGACGUAGACAACGUCUUCGCCUCCUUCGCACGCUCCUGCUCCGGUGCUGGCGAUGCCUGCGCGCUCUCGCAUCUCGCGCCCACCGAGAUCGUCUCCGCCACGGACGCGCUCAUCGACGACCUAUAUCUCAAGCCGCGCCCGGUAUUCGGCCUCGGCCAGCCCGCGAUCGCCACCGCCCAGAACGUGCGCGACAUCGUCUUCCGAUCCGUGUACAGCAUCACGUCCUGGCCGGACCUCGCCGUGCACCUCAGCGAGGCGUUCCAGGGCAACUUCACCGGGCUCGUGAACGUGACCAUGCCCAAGGUCGAUCGUGAAGGUGGCAGUCAACCGGACGAUUCCCGGUUCGUGACGUACCCCAUCUGGUGCGCGGAUACCAAAGCGUACGACGAGCACCGCGCGGCGCCGUCUGACGCGGAAAUCGUCGAUCUCACUCUUGGCACGCUCGAGCGCUACUCGCGCCGCAACGGCGACGGCUUCUUCAAGCUCGCCUUCUGUCACCACUGGGACGCGGCCGGCGUCGCCCCGCGCCGGAGCCGGUACAACGGCACCUUCGACAUGGAGGACGAUACGCUCGACACGCCCAUCCUGAUUCUCUCGAACACCUACGAUCCCGUCACCUCCCUCGCGAGCGCGCGGGCGGCAAACGCUCGGCUGGGCAACAACGCGCGACUGGUGCAGCAGGCCGACGGCUGGGGCCACUGCACGACCUCCCAGACCUCGUUCUGUACCGCACAGAAGGUCCGGGACUACUUCGUCAACGGCGUCCCGCCGUCCGAUAAUCACACGAUCUGCCGAGUUGACCAGCGGCCGUUCGAGCCGUGGAAUCAGUCUUUCGCGCUCCCAGUUGCCGGGGCUGACAACAGUGCAAGUACCGGUCCUGCUGCCGAUUUGAUGGAAGCAUGGGCGGGGUUGGUGAGGGUGCAACAGGACGAGCAGAGAUUGUAAAGAGAACAAUUGGCGAAUGUAACGUAACUGGAGCGCGUGCUGUACCUCCGAAACAUUCUUUUGCAUGGGGGUUCUUUGUCGC
This is a messenger RNA of Punctularia strigosozonata HHB-11173 SS5, 1930 nucleotides long. RefSeq lists its product as uncharacterized. Bases 10 to 1848 code for a protein of 612 amino acids. The record is from RefSeq and is a predicted model, not a curated record. NCBI's taxonomy places the organism in Eukaryota, Fungi, Basidiomycota, Agaricomycetes, Corticiales, Punctulariaceae. The transcript has 9 exons.